AUGUGCACUCCACGCCCCUGCGUGCCUCGGAACACUCCCACUCACGAAUCCCUCGAACUCACCGUCCUCCCGGACCCUCGCACCAACCCCGCCCGCCGCAAGCGCCUCCAAAAGCGGUCCGCCGUCCCAUUCGACAUUGUGUCGCCAGGCAAGCACAUGGACAGGCCCCUCGCCUCCCCCAUCCGCCCUUCGCCCGCGCCAACGCUCGUGGCCAGGAACUGGGACAAUGGGGAGAAUCGCCGGCCGAGCCAAACCUACGGACGCAGUCUCCCACCAACGAGCCCAGUAUCUCCGCUGCCGCCGAUCCUCUCGCGCGUGAGGGAGUCUGAAGAGGGAAUCCUGCGCGCUAGCGACGCUGCCUUCCCGCCCUCCUUCCGCUCUACCUCUUCGUUCUCGCUCCUCGGCCCGGACCUCCCACGGUUGGUGAGGAACCCGCCGUCGCUGCCGAGCACGGCGCCUCUACCGUCUUUUGUCGGUCCGACGGUGUGGAUGCGGAGGGAGGUUGAGCGGGGGCAUGCGAUGGUGCCGAGAGAGCAGGGAGGUGGGGGGGAUGGUGGGAGCGGGAGACGAAAAGAGAAUGUUAGGCCCGGGGGUGGGGAGGACGAGCUUGAAGAGGGGAUGGUGCGCAUUCCUAUCACGCCGCGGAAAAUUAAGGGGAGAGGGAGGCUAGGGACGAUUCGGGAGGCGAGUCGCGGAGAGAGGGGGUGGGGGGAUGGGGGGAUGGAAGUGUGUUUGGGUGAGGGUGAGAAGAUGAGGGGAGAAGGGAUGGGAUGGGAAGUGGUGAAAAGGGAUUAG
Mytilinidion resinicola is the source of this 795-nucleotide messenger RNA. RefSeq lists its product as uncharacterized. The coding region runs from base 1 to 795 and encodes 264 amino acids. The record is from RefSeq and is a predicted model, not a curated record. Lineage: Eukaryota; Fungi; Ascomycota; Dothideomycetes; Mytilinidiales; Mytilinidiaceae. The transcript has a single exon.